Canariomyces notabilis is the source of this 966-nucleotide messenger RNA. RefSeq names its product Aldo/keto reductase. NCBI's taxonomy places the organism in Eukaryota, Fungi, Ascomycota, Sordariomycetes, Sordariales, Chaetomiaceae. Gene Ontology annotation, cellular component: cytosol. The coding region runs from base 1 to 966 and encodes 321 amino acids. The transcript has a single exon. The record is from RefSeq and is a predicted model, not a curated record. Gene Ontology annotation, molecular function: aldose reductase (NADPH) activity.
AUGGCUGCAUCUUCCAAGACAUACACGCUCAAUAACGGCGUGCGGAUCCCGGCCGUCGGAUUCGGCACUUUCGCCAAUGAGGGUGCCAAGGGAGAAACGUACAAGGCGGUCUCCAAAGCUCUCGAGGUCGGCUAUCGGCAUCUUGACUGUGCCUGGUUCUACCACAACGAGGACGAAGUGGGGGACGCGAUCCACGACUUCCUGUCCAAAAACCCUAGCGUGAAACGUGAGGACAUCUUCAUCUGCACAAAGGUCUGGAAUCACCUGCACGAGCCCGAAGAUGUCAAAUGGAGUCUGGAGAACUCGUGCUCUAAACUGCGUGUCGACUACGUCGACCUUUUUCUGGUGCACUGGCCGAUUGCUGCCGAAAAGAACCCGGACCGCACCGUCAAGAUCGGGCCCGACGGCAAAUAUGUCAUCAACAAGGAGCUGACCGAAAACCCGGAGCCGACGUGGCGGGCAAUGGAAGAGCUCGCCGACAGCGGCAAAGCGAGGGCAAUCGGGGUGUCCAACUGGACGAUUGAGGGACUGCAAAAGAUGCUCAAGUUUGCGCGCAUCAAGCCGGCCGUCAACCAGAUUGAAAUCCAUCCGUUUCUUCCCAACAGCGAACUGGUCGACUUCUGUUUCCGGAACGGCAUCAUGCCCGCCGCAUACUCGCCGCUAGGGUCGCAGAACCAGGUGCCAUCGACGGGCGAGACGGUCCGGGAGAAUGCGGCUCUGAACGCGGUAGCGAAGCACAGCGGGCAUAAUCUCGCCCAGGUUCUGCUUGCGUGGGGGUUGCAGAGGGGGUACAUUGUGCUGCCCAAGAGCUCCACGCCGAGCCGCAUUGAGAGCAACCUCCAUAUCCCUGAGCUGACGCCCGAAGAAUUUCAGGCCAUUGAAGAUGUUGCCAAGGGUCGCCACGUUCGCUUUGUCAACAUGAAGGACACGUUUGGAUAUGAUUUGUGGCCUGAGGAAUCGCAGUAA